AUGAAUGACUUCAAGUAUUCUGAUGAUCAAGCAAGUAGAUUAUUGUCUUUAUAUUUUCCUGGUGCCAAAAAUGGGAUCAACAAAGCUCGUUUCGUUGAGCAUUUUCUGGUUGGAGGAUGGAAAACAAACGAAGAUGCCGUUCAGAUGGUCAUUCUCUAUUUUAUCCAUACUUUUGUUUUUUCUCAACUAGGUGAUGCACCUAUAUCAGUUGAUGAUUUCAAGAUGUAUUCAUGCUCCAACAUUGUCCAAUCUCAACAUGAAAUGGAAUCUAUUGUUGUUCAUGACAGCCAACAGAAACCUGAAGAUUCAACAUCGGCUGCCAAGGUCAAUUUCAGAAAACCUAAUGAAGUCACUGGAUUUGAGGACUUUUCAACAACACCACCCACUGAAUUUUUAAAGAGAUCCAGGGAUGUCGCUGAGACAUCUUCUCCACCUCCUUCCAAGAGAAUGAAGACUUCCCCUGCUAAAAAGCCAAUUCAAGUAGAAACAGCCAACAUGCACAAGGAUUUCAUACCACCAAAUGAAUCAGAAAAUCUUAUUUCUCCUGACAAUGAACCGGGGGCAAAGUCACCAAAGGAAUCAGAAAAGCCUGUUUCUCCUGACAAUGUACCAGGGGCGAAGUCAGCUGUUGACCGGAAGUUCAAGCGUUUGGAGAACAAAAUGGAUUCAAAUCACAUUGAUCUUUUGAAAGCCAUCGACAGUAUGGCGAACCGAAUGACUGGCACAUCAUCUCAAGUUAAAAAAGAUGAUUUUGAUCAAUCAUUCCAUGUGGUUGAACAACAAGAAGCACCUACUGGAUUGGAGGGACCUGAACCAUCCACCAUGAUAAAUCAGGUGGACAACAUAUCGGAACAAAGCAUUUCAGCAGAUGUUCCUGAAUUAUUUGAUCAGCAAGUUUAUUCUGAUACAUUAAAGGAAUCGAAAACAUUAAAUUUUACACCACAAUUGAAGGAUGUAUCAGCACACCAAAUGGAACCACAAAGAGCAGAUACUGAUCAGCUUAUUGCUAAUUCUGAUACAUUACAGAACACUGGAAAGAAAGAUGGAAGAGUAGCCGAUGAUAAAUCUGACAAAGUAGAAGAGCAAGUCGAGGAGAUUGAAAAAGAAAAAAUCAAACCAAGCACAUCAGAAUCCAAUACUUCAGCACCAUUUUCGACCGAAACUCUGGAUGUGAUAGAUGCUCUAAUAUACGGACUUUCAUUACCAGCCAUGUCAUUGACAGCUGUUAGUCAUGAGCAAGUUCAGGAUGAAUGUCUAUUACGCGAUAGCCAGCUACCAACCACUCUUCCAUCAAAAGCUAAUGUAUUGUUUGACGAUGCGAAGACACCAUCUCGAAGAAGCAGGAUUCCUUCGAAGAUCUUACAGUCGCCGUAUCUUUCAAACUUUGGGUCGAGUGAAAAGGGAAAGGAAAAUUUGUCAGAUGUUAUGCAUCAGACACACCCUUUUGAAGGUUUUGGUAUAUGCUAUCAACCCCCUUCCGAGCUUGUCACAGACUACUCUCAAUGGAUAGAUAAAGGACUUCUAAAAUCACAUGGCAACAAGUAA
Messenger RNA from Solanum dulcamara, 1545 nucleotides. RefSeq lists its product as uncharacterized. The transcript has 6 exons. The record is from RefSeq and is a predicted model, not a curated record. Lineage: Eukaryota; Viridiplantae; Streptophyta; Magnoliopsida; Solanales; Solanaceae. Bases 1 to 1545 code for a protein of 514 amino acids.